CCCCCCCCGCGCCCCCCGGGGCCCCAACUGCAGCUCCAACUUCCUGUGAUCCUUCCCGAAAAACCCAUUUCCCACAAUGGAAACAGCCAGAUCCCCCAGCCGCCUCCUCCGCCGCCUCUGCAACCUCUUCGGCCUCAUCGCCGCCCCGUUCCUCUCCCUCCUCCCCUUCCCACCGCGGCGCCUCCCCAGCUUCGUCGCCGUACGGGAGGCCCUCCUACACCACGCCUUUCUCCGCCGCGGCCUCGUCCCCCGCACCGUCGCCGUCGGCCCCACCGCCGCCUCCCUUCACUUCUGGAUCCCCGCCGCCCGCCGCCCCGGCCGCCUCCCUCUCGUCCUCGUCCAUGGUUUCGGCGGCAACGCCAAGUGGCAGUGGGAGCGCCAGAUCGGGCCGCUCUCCCGCUUUUUCGACCUCUAUGUCCCCGAUCUGGUCUUCUUCGGCCGAUCCCGAUCGGAUGGCGAGGAUCGGUCUGUGGGGUUCCAGGCGCGGUGCGUGGUGGAGGGGAUGCAGCGGCUCGGGGUGGAGCAGUACGCGGUGGUGGGGAUCAGCUACGGCGGGUUCGUGGCGUUCCGGAUGGCGGUGAUGGCGGCGGAGGCGGUGGAGCGUGUGGUGAUCCUCACCGCCGGGAUCUGCUCCGCCGAGAAGCGACGGGAGCUCGUGGGGAGAGAGGGGAGGGACGUAAGCGAGAUCCUGAUCCCCCAACGCGCCGAAGAUCUGGUCAUCCUUCUCCGGCGGUCAAUGUACCGCCCGCCCCGCUGGAUCCCCGCCUUCUUGCUACGCGAUUUCAUCGAGGUGAUGUACAAAGAUUGGAGAAAGGAGAGGGUGGAGCUGCUGAAAGAACUACUUCAGAAGGGGGUUGAUGUGGAGCCCCUUCCAGUUCUUAAACAGGAAACUCUUAUUCUAUGGGGUGACCAGGAUAAAGUCUUUCCCCUCCCUCUCGCAUUUCAUUUACAAAGCAUGGGCUCUUUCUGCAGCAGACAAAAACCUUACAACGAGGCUGAUACUGAAGAAAAUGAACAGGAUGCAGAAAUUGAGAGGCGAAUUGCUCGAGAAACAAAGGCUGAGCAACAUAUCCAUAAACUUCUACUCCUUGGUGCGGGAGAAUCAGGAAAAUCUACAAUUUUUAAGCAGAUAAAACUACUCUUUCAAACUGGCUUUGAUGAGGCGGAACUUAGAAGUUAUACAUCAGUGAUCCACGCUAAUGUGUAUCAGACAAUUAAAAUAUUAUAUGAUGGAGCAAAGGAAUUGGCACAAAAUGAAUCAGAUUCUUCGAAGUAUGUUGUAUCCCUUGACAAUAAGGAUCUUGGAGAAAAACUUUCUGAAAUUGGAAGUAGGUUGGAUUAUCCAUAUCUUACUAAAGAGAUUACAAACGAGAUAAAAACUUUAUGGAAUGAUGCUGCUAUUCAGGAAACUUAUGCUCGUGGAAAUAUACUACAAGUUCCUGAUUGUGCUCAAUAUUUCAUGGAGAAUUUGGAACGAUUAUCUGAAGCAGAUUAUGUUCCAACAAAGGAGGAUGUUCUUUAUGCCAGAGUGCGAACAACAGGAGUUGUAGAGAUCCAAUUCAGCCCUGUAGGAGAGAGUAGAAAAAGUGGUGAAGUUUAUAGGCUAUAUGAUGUUGGAGGCCAGAGAAAUGAGAGGAGAAAAUGGAUCCAUCUGUUUGAAGGUGUCACGGCGGUCAUUUUCUGUGCUGCAAUUAGCGAGUACGAUCAGAUGCUUUUUGAGGAUGAGACGAAGAAUCGGAUGAUGGAGACCAAGGAACUCUUUGACUGGGUCCUGAAGCAAUCAUGCUUUGAGAACACAUCGUUCAUGUUAUUCCUAAACAAGUUCGAUAUAUUUGAGAAGAAAGUUCAAAAAGUCCCCUUGAACAUUUGUGAGUGGUUCAGGGAUUAUCAGCCCAUGGCAUCAGGAAAGCAAGAAGUGGAACAUGCAUACGAGUUUGUGAAGAAGAAAUUUGAGGAACUUUACUUUCAAAGUACCAAACCGGAACGUGUGGACCGUGUCUUCAAGAUCUACAGGACAACUGCCUUGGAUCAGAAACUUGUAAAGAAAACUUUCAAGCUGGUUGACGAGACCUUGAGGAGGAGGAAUCUCAUUGAGGCUGGCUUGUUGUGAGCGCUACUUCUUUCCAAACAUAUAAUGAGCUGAUCGGGAAUUUUGCUCCCUAUUUGUAUUUCUUUUGCCUGAAAUGAACUUCUUCGUCUAUCUUCCACCGGUAAAGAAAAUUGAAGCCUUGUAUCAAAAAAGGAAAAUUGAAGCCUUUGCAUCUGUUUGUUGCCAUUAGAUUUAUUGUUCAAUUUACUUGCAGAUCCGUGAUUUGGUUAUACUUGAAUGUACAUCAUUUUUCCCCCUCUUUUUUAUUUUCCUGAUGUCAGGGUUCUUAGACAUGAAUUUGUACUCGAACAGAGCCUGGAUCUCUUAGUCGUUCUCUGAUUAUAGUUUCCUCAAUAUACGUAUGUUCUCAAAUUGU
Molecule: messenger RNA, 2465 nt
Organism: Phoenix dactylifera (date palm)
Lineage: Eukaryota; Viridiplantae; Streptophyta; Magnoliopsida; Arecales; Arecaceae
Source: RefSeq, a predicted model, not a curated record